Molecule: messenger RNA, 1155 nt
Organism: Penicillium paradoxum
Lineage: Eukaryota; Fungi; Ascomycota; Eurotiomycetes; Eurotiales; Aspergillaceae
Product: TDT family transporter
Exons: 5
Coding region: 1-1155 (384 amino acids)
Biological process (GO): transmembrane transport; sulfite transmembrane transport
Cellular component (GO): plasma membrane
Molecular function (GO): sulfite transmembrane transporter activity
Source: RefSeq, a predicted model, not a curated record
AUGGAACAACCCACGAAGCACGAACAAGGGUGGAGGAGAGUGGUUCGCAACUUUACGCCCUCAUGGUUCGCCGUCACUAUGGGUACGGGGAUUGUGUCUAUCUUGCUGCAUAAUCUCCCCUACAACGGAGUAUGGCUGUACUGGAUUUCCGUGGUGAUAUUCGUCUUUAAUGUGCUUCUCUUUGCCACGGGGUCUAUCCUCACCACCCUCCGGUACUCCCUGUAUCCCGAGAUCUUUUUGGCUAUGAUCCAGCACCCCGUUCAGUCGAUGUUCAUCGGAACCAUUCCCAUGGGACUUGCAACCAUCAUCAAUAUGAUUUGUCUUGUCUGUGUUCCUGCCUGGGGUUCUUGGGUGAGCUACUUUGCCUGGGGUCUGUGGAUCUUUGAUGCGAUCAUCUCGGUGAUGACCGCAUUGUCUUUACCUUUUAUCCUAAUGGCCAACGGCUCAGAGACGCACCUCUCUUCCAUGACCGCCGUCUGGCUUCUUCCCAUUGUCAGCUGUAUUGUCGCCGCAUCGUCAGGCGCCAUUGUGGCCGAGGUUCUUCCUCACCCUCAACAUGCGCUAUGGACAGUGAUCACUAGCUACGUUCUCUGGGGUAUCGGGCUUCCCCUUGCAUUGAUGGUCAUGGUAAUCUAUCUUCAGCGUCUGACAUUGCACAAACUGCCACCCAAGGCUGUCAUUGUCAGUGUAUUUCUGCCCCUGGGCCCGUUGGGACAGGGUGGAUACGGGAUCAUGAAGCUCGGGGAAUGUGCGCAACGGCUCUUCCCCCAAACCGGAACCCUCGACCAGGCCUCCGGUCCCAUCUUCUAUGUGCUGGGGUUCUUGGUCGGAUUAAUCCUCUGGGCCUUUGGUCUGGUUUGGCUGUUCUUUGCCUCUGCUUCAAUCGCUCGCAGCAAGACAUUCCCAUUUAAUAUCGGAUGGUGGGGGUUCACAUUCCCCCUGGGGGUGUUUGCCAGCAGUACUUGUCAAAUAGGCAAGGAACUUCCCUCUGCGUUCUUCAAUAUUCUCGGCACGAUCCUCUCCCUAUUUGUGGUUGUAUUGUGGAUCAUCGUGAGUAUCGGCACCUUGAAAGGGGUAGUUUCCGGCAAACUUUUUUUCGCUCCCUGUUUGGCAGAUCUUCGGGUCGAAGACAAGGAUGCUGCGAAAGUAGCAUGA